UUCCUAUUUCCCGAUGAAGCAGCAAAAACACUCACUCUGGUAGAAUAUGAGGAAACUCUCAAUGGUGCCUUCACAUCGGCAUUUGGAAUGGUCAACGAUGCCAUAGAUGCUGUGGGAACGGCUGGCACGGGAGGCGGGUGGACUUUCCCUGAUUCCGAGAUCAGAGACUUAUCUGCCCGCAUCUUUGGUGACGCAACCAAUAACGCAAACCCCCAGAAGCCUUUGGUUAAAAGGUACACUACAGUCAAAAAAAACUUCGAGUUCAUUCGCGGCAACUUCGCAAGCAAUAGAGGGACGCUUCUGAGCACUGAUGCUGAAAUCAAGAAACUCACGGAUUCGGAUGUGUUUGUUUAUUGCGAUAUGAAGCGUCUGGAAAAGUCAGGAGACAGUUAUUAUGCGAAAGACAGAGAAGAGGAAGGUUAUUUCCCGAAGAAAGACUACAACGAUUGCAACAGUGGCCAAACACUAGGCAUCAGUUCGCCUACAACGGGCAUCCGACAAGUUAUACAGCUUUGCGAUUUGGAAAAGCUGGCCAAGGGUAAAUACAAAAAACUCGCAGAUCGAGAAGCGAAGUGGAUGAAGAGCCGUUCGAAAUGGAAGCAAUUUUGCGAUAGCUUGAACAAGGCAGAUUGGCAAGAAGUAGACUUUUACUCUUUCCUCGACUCGACGUUGGUUCACGAAAUGUCCCAUUGUAUCCGGGCCACAAAGCUCGCCAACGAUGAUUACGAAGAACAGCGCACCUGGGAUGAAGACCCCGGUGGUGGAUAUCGAUGGAAUCAUAUCCACGAUCUAUCCAAGAAGACUGGCUUUAUGAACGCUGGUGCCUGGAUGUUGAAGCACAAAUCAACAAAAAUAGAUAACACAGGAUGUUUGGUCGAGCUCAAAGACUACAGCUUUGGUAGACAGGCCGUGACUGUUGAUGGCCAAUGGGCUGCGCCAGCUCAUAAAAGAGCAUUGCCCGGACAUGCAGAAAUGGGGUAUUCCCUCACAAGGGGAUUCAGUUUCAAUCCCCUCGAAAUGCGCGCCAUCACCACUAGUGCCAGUACCAAGUCGCAAAGUUCUCCCUCUUCCUCAAAAUCAGGCAUCACUAGUGGCAGUUCCGCGAAUUCGAGCUCCGCAUCAACGUCCCAGAGCGUCAAGAGCAGUACAGUGUUGGGAUCUGCGUCCAUUUCCAAGUCGAGCUCUACGUCGGGAUCUAAGUCCGGCUUUAAAUCAAGCUCUGCAUCGGGAUCUGCAUCUGGUUCGAAGUCGAGUUCUGCAUCAGGAUCUGCAUCACGCUCGAGCGCUGUAGCUGGUUCCAGCAAACCGGCGAGUUCGCCUUCCGUUUCAAAGUCCGUGUCCAAAUCAGCAUCAGCAUCAUCGAUCUCCGGGACGAAAAGUGGAAGCUCCCAAAGUUCAAAGGCGAGCACUGGGCCAAGCUCUUCGGGCGUUUCUACCAAUUCUGUAUCAGGCUCCUCUAAACCAUCGAGCUCUUCUGCACCGUCAUCCUCACAACCCAAGCCAACUACUACUGCCGCUCCAGGGCCUACUGCUCCAAGUUCUGCUGCAAGCACUGCAAAACAGUCAGGAGGCUCUUCCGGCGUCCCUUCCAGCUCAUCACAGCAGUCAUCUGGAGCCAUCACUUCCAGUAACAGUACCAGCUCAACCCAGUUCCUGCCAGCAGCCUUCUUCUCUGCGAAGCCUACAGUCACUCCUGAAGAAGGUUUCCUUCUAUGCUCAGCAUCCAAGUCUUGCAGCAAGCCUACCCCCACGUGGCUAGAGAAGAUUGAAUCCGCCACAUCGACCUUCUUUAUUGACAAGAUCACAGACCUCAGUGCAGUCCCUACCCAGAAAGUCAAGAAGAGCCAAGAAGACGACGACGACGCCGUCAUUUUUGCCAAACUGGAGCUACCAAAGGAUGUGUGCAAUCCGCUACCAAAGCCCCAGUCGGGAGGUUUACUUAGUAUUGUAACCAAUGUAGCUAACAAGCUCGUUAACACAGUCGUGGAUGCUUCAUGCCAUAUGGAAUUUCCAGUUAUAACUGGAAACCUGCCCGGAUGGGUGGACAUGACAAAGUUCCCCGGCCUCAAAGGGUAUACACCGCCGAGUAAUAAGCCUACCGAACCUCAGGAAUCGGGCAAGGAAACGAGCAAAGCAUCGAGCGAGAAGUCGUCAAGCAAGUCAUCAAGCAAGUCUUCAAGCAAGUCGAGCUCGUCCAGCUCCUGCUCAGCAUCAGCUGUUACCCAGUGUAAGGGGACGCAAAUCGUCUCAGGCAGUAAAACCAGCAGCUUCGCGACGGACUGCUCAACCACCAAAACUUGCUCAGGUACUGGUAGCACUUCCAUGACAAGUAGCACCGUAGUGGCACAAGGCACCCUCUACCCGCACCCCGAGCCUGAAGCGAACUGGGAAGAAAAGCAGGAUUGUUUCCAAAGCAUAAUGGAGAACACGGACGGUGAUUUGGACUAUGGCGCCCUCGGCAAAUGCAUUGGCAAGUCCCUUUCGCCGCCCGCAACCAGCAGUGCCAAACCAAGCUCGGGCAGCUCGUCCGCCAGCUCAAGCAAACCCCAGUCGACGAGUGCAAAGACUUCGGGGGCAAGUAGCAAAGCAACAAGCAGCCUUGCGCCAUCCACAAGUGCACCAUCCGCCAGUUCAAGCAAGUCCCAGUCGUCCAGUGCAAAGACUUCGUCGAGCAGCAGCAAAGCGUCAACUACCAGCAAAGCGUCGAGUAGCAGCAAAGCGGCAAGCAGCAGCACCCCAGUGUCAUCCGGAAACCUUGGAGAUAAAUGUACCGCUGACACUGCUUGCCAGUCUAAAUGCUGCGGGUGGAAAACCGGAGAGUGUUUCAAGCCCCAGGAUGCGGUUCUCAAUGAUGGCGGGUGCGGUUUCGGACAGAGUCAGGCCAACAACGGACCCGAGCCUGCGAAACUGGGAGAAUACUGCAUCGCCGACUCUGGCUGCGAAUCCUACUGCUGCGGGUGGGACGGUGGACAGUGCAUCACGCCCGCGGCCAAGUCGUGCGGGCAUGGUUCACUUCAACGCAACGAUGGGCCUGUGAGCGCGAGUUAG
Molecule: messenger RNA, 3048 nt
Organism: Periconia digitata
Lineage: Eukaryota; Fungi; Ascomycota; Dothideomycetes; Pleosporales; Periconiaceae
Source: the annotation of a GenBank genome assembly